Molecule: messenger RNA, 1327 nt
Organism: Papaver somniferum (opium poppy)
Lineage: Eukaryota; Viridiplantae; Streptophyta; Magnoliopsida; Ranunculales; Papaveraceae
Product: zinc finger protein CONSTANS-like
Exons: 3
Coding region: 27-1022 (331 amino acids)
Biological process (GO): regulation of flower development
Cellular component (GO): nucleus
Molecular function (GO): protein binding
Source: RefSeq, a predicted model, not a curated record
CCAAAGAUUUUCAAAUUUGGAAACUUAUGAACUCCGCCAUGUACGGAUACAACGAAUUAUAUGAUACUAGCUGCACUAACAAUGGCGCCAACUUCUUUGGAAAUGCACCGGGAAUAAUAUCUCCAUCAGCAGCACCUUAUGAGUCUUUAUCAGUUUUUCCGUCAACACUUCUACAUCCGGAAGGUAACUAUCCGGGGAUUAAUAAUAACGAGUUGGAAUCAGUUAGCAGUGGAGCUCUAAUAUCUCCAACAAUAAUGAAGUCAGAGGAUGUGGUUGAUGAACAUGACAGCUUUAAUUACUACAACAACAAUGGUGUUUAUGAUGAACUAAUAUCUCCCAACAAUUCGUACAAUCAACGCUCGAGUUUAAGUAAUUUGUUGCAGAGAAGCAUGAGCAUGAAUUGUAGUAGUAGUACUAGUGGUUACUCAUCAUCACUUAAUUAUCAAGAAAAUGGAUUUCUUCAACACUACCCAAACUAUUCUUCGACGAGGACGACAUAUAUUCAAGAAUGUAAUAAUAAUCGCAGCAUUAUGAACUUACUUGAGACAGGUCCAAUGAGAAAGGUGUUUAGCACUGGCGAUUUACAGCAAAUAAGCAUAACGACCCCACGAAGUCGUAGAUCAGACAGCAGCUCCUCAUUGCAUGAAAAUAUUAAUCAAAUCAGUGAAGGGAUGAAAAAAGUUGGUCGUUACAGCGCCGAAGAACGAAAAGAAAGAAUAGAAAGAUACAGAAGCAAGAGAAACCAAAGAAACUUUACUAAGAAAAUAAAGUACGCUUGCAGGAAGACAUUAGCGGAUAGUAGGCCUCGUGUUAGAGGUCGUUUCAUGAGGAACGAAGAGCCAGAAGAACCAAAUGAGAUUUGUUUCGGUUCACAAACUGAUCACGUCCAUACUGAGUACUGGAAUAAUAACUACCAGCAGAUUCACGGUGGUGAUAUGGAGCACGGGGAAGAAGAUGAUGAAGUUUGGACAAAUCUCUUGGAAUCAUUGUCAGUUAAUAACAAUCCGUAUUUUCCUUGUUAAGUUAGUAGCUCGACCGUAAUAACGUUUUUUCUUCUGUUGCUGGUCAGAGCUAGCUAGGCUAGGCGAGGCGAGUUUUUCUUCGUUAUGCCAACUGGUCUGGACAUAAGCAUAAACUGUCAACAACAGUAUAGACAAUAAGUCUCGACCAUAGUACCAUCUAGGCAAUGUGUGAUAGUGGCUCUGUACCUGUGGAGUCCUCCAAUGCAUUCAUAUUUCUCCCUUUAUUCCUUCUUCUCUUCAAAUUUCAGGAUCAUACCUAUCUAUAUAUCCAUUGUAUGUACUGUACAUAGCUCUGAUUUUCUUUU